UUUAGUCUAAUUCUCUCUCUCACGCUCGCAACCUGUGGACUUGGGUCCUGACUGGUGCUGCGAGGAGGGAGGGUGGUGGGCAAGCGCCCCGGAGUCCGACCGGGUGGCGCCUAGUCGCCGUCUUCAGAGGCAAGUCCCCGCUCAGGCUCCUCCGGUGGGGUCUGUACUUAAACCCAGGUCCAGGACAGGAAACCAUGACCGUGCCUCGGUACCACCUCACCUUUCUGCCCCCGCUUGAGCUGCUGUCCUUAACUGACGAGCCAGUGACUAUUGGCUGAAGUUCCCUAGCCAUUUGCAUGCACAGAGAGGGAGUGUCUUCUGCCGCCUCCCCGUCAGGAGCGCGCCGACUGCAGCCUCCUCGGGAAUGCGCGGCCGAGGGGAUGCGCGCAGCGCGCGGGCCCUGCCAGUGAGCUGGCGCCCGGCGACCUGGCACCCGCGCCUGGAUAUGGGGCGUCUAAGUCGUUCCAGAAGCAGCACCAGCCACAGAAACCUACCGCAUCUCCUUCUGUUUUCCCUCUUCGUGGGACCCUUCAACUGCCUGGCGAGUUACAGCCGGGCCACGGAGCUUCUGUACAGCCUGAACGAGGGACUGCCCGCGGGGGUGCUCAUCGGCAGCCUGGCCGAGGACCUGCGGCUGGUGCACGGAGCAGGGAGGCAGGACCCGCAGUCGCAGCCCCCGGAGCACAGCGGCGCCGAGCGGAACCCUCCUCUCUCCUUCAGCCUGGCCUCCCAGGGACUGAGUGGCCAGUACGUGACCCUAGACAAUCGCUCCGGGGAGCUGCACACUUCUGCCCAGGAGAUCGACAGGGAGGCCCUGUGUCUUGAAGGAGGUGGAGGGGCUGCUUGGCGGGGCAGCAUUUCCAUCUCCUCUUCGCCUUCCGCUGACUCUUGUCUUUUGCUUCUGGAUGUACUGGUCCUGCCUCAGGAAUACUUCAGGUUUGUGAAGGUGAAAAUCGCUAUCCGGGACAUCAAUGACAAUGCCCCACAGUUCCCUGUUUCCGAAAUAUCGGUUUGGGUCCCAGAAAAUGCACCUGUAAACACCCGGCUGGCCAUAGAGCAUCCUGCCAUGGACCGAGAUGUAGGCACUAACGGAGUUCAGACCUACCGCUUGCUGGAGUACCAUCGUAUGUUCACCCUGGACGUGGAGGAGAAUGAGAAUGGGGAGCGAACCCCCUACCUAAUUGUCAUGGGACUGUUGGACAGGGAGACCCAGGACCAGUAUGUGAGCAUCAUCAUAGCUGAGGAUGGUGGGUCUCCACCACUGUUGGGCAGUGCCACCCUCACCAUUGGCAUAAGUGACAUUAAUGACAAUUGCCCUUUCUUCACAAACUCACAAAUCAAUGUCACUGUGUAUGGGAAUGCUACAGUGGGCACACCAAUUGCAGCUGUCCAGGCUGUGGACAGAGACUUGGGAAACAAUGCUCAGGUCACCUACUCUUACAGCCAGAAGGUUCCACAAGCAUCCAAGGAUUUAUUCCAUCUGGAUGAAAACACUGGAGUCAUUAAACUUUUCAGUAAGAUUGGAGGAAGUGUUCUGCAAACACACAAGCUCACCAUUCUUGCUAAUGGGCCGGGCUGCAUCCCUGCUGUGAUAACUGCCCUGGUGACCAUUAUCAAAGUCAUUUUCAGACCACCUGAAAUUGUCCCUCGUUUUAUAGCGAAUGAGGUAGAUGGUAUUGUUUACCUGAAAGAACUGGAACCUGUUAACACUCCAAUUGCAUUUUUCACCAUAAGAGAUCCAGAAGGUAAAUACAAGGUGAACUGCUACUUGGAUGGUGAAGGACCAUUUAGGUUAUCACCCUACCCACCAUACAGUAAUGAAUAUCUGCUAGAAACCACAAAACCUAUGGAUUAUGAGCUACAGCAGUUCUAUGAAAUAGCUGUGGUAGCCUGGAACUCUGAGGGAUUUCAUGUCAAAAAAAUGAUUAAAGUGCAACUUUUAGAUGACAAUGAUAAUGCUCCUAUUUUUCUUCAACCCUUGGUGGAACUAACCAUUGAAGAAAACAACUCACCCAAUGCCUUUUUGACUAAGCUAGAUGCUACAGAUGCUGACAGUGGAGAGAGGGGACAAGUUUCAUAUUUUCUGGGACCUGAUGCUCCAUCAUACUUUUCCUUAGACAGUGUCACAGGAGUUCUGACAGUUUCUACUCAGCUGGAUCGAGAAGAGAAAGAAAAGUACAAGUACACAAUCAGAGCUGUUGACUCUGGGAAGCCACCCAAAGAAUCAGUAGCCACCGUGGCUAUCACAGUGUUGGAUAAAAAUGACAACAGUCCUAGGUUCAUCAACAAGGACUUCAGCUUCUUUGUGCCAGAAAACUUUCCAGGAUAUGGUGAAAUUGGAAUAAUUAGUGUAACAGAUGCCGAUGCUGGGCAAAAUGGAUGGGUUGCCCUCUCCGUGGUGAACCAGAGUGAUAUUUUUGUCAUAGACACAGGAAAGGGCAUGCUGAGAGCCAAAGUCUCUUUGGACAGAGAGCAGCAAAGCUCCUAUACUUUGUGGGUUGAAGCUGUUGAUGGAGGUGAGCCUCCCCUCUCCUCUACCACAAAAAUCACAAUUCUCCUUCUAGAUAUCAACGACAACCCACCUCUUGUUUUAUUUCCUCAAUCUAACAUGUCUUACCUGUUGGUUUUACCUUCUACUCUCCCUGGUUCCCCAGUUACAGAGGUCUAUGCAGUUGACAAAGACACAGGCAUGAAUGCUGUCAUAGCUUACAGCAUCAUAGGGAGAAGAGGUCCUAGGCCUGAGUCAUUUAGGAUUGACCCUAAAACUGGCAACAUUACUUUGGAAGAGGCAUUGCUGCAGACAGAUUAUGGGCUCCAUCGUUUACUGGUGAAAGUGAGUGAUCAUGGUUAUCCCGAACCUCUCCAUUCCACGGUCAUGGUGAACCUAUUUGUCAAUGACACUGUCAGUAAUGAGAGCUACAUUGAGAGUCUUUUAAGAAAGGAACCAGAUAUUAACAUAGAGGAGAAAGAACCACAGAUCUCAAUAGAACCAACUCAUAGGAAAGUUGAGCCUGUGUCUUGUAUGCCCACCUUAGUAGCUCUGUCUGUAAUAAGCUUGGGUUCUAUCACUCUCGUAACAGGGAUGGGCAUAUACAUCUGUUUGAGAGGGAAAAGACAUCACAGGGAGGAUGAAAAUUUGGAAGUACAAAUUCCAUUAAAAGGAAAAAUUGACUUGCAUAUGAGAGAGAGGAAACCAAUGGAUAUUUCUAAUAUUUGAUUUUU
Molecule: messenger RNA, 3222 nt
Organism: Lipotes vexillifer (Yangtze River dolphin)
Lineage: Eukaryota; Metazoa; Chordata; Mammalia; Artiodactyla; Lipotidae
Gene: PCDH20
Product: protocadherin 20
Exons: 2
Coding region: 365-3217 (950 amino acids)
Biological process (GO): homophilic cell-cell adhesion
Cellular component (GO): plasma membrane
Molecular function (GO): calcium ion binding
Source: RefSeq, a predicted model, not a curated record